This is a messenger RNA of Lasiosphaeria miniovina, 720 nucleotides long. RefSeq lists its product as uncharacterized. The transcript has 2 exons. The coding region runs from base 1 to 720 and encodes 239 amino acids. Lineage: Eukaryota; Fungi; Ascomycota; Sordariomycetes; Sordariales; Lasiosphaeriaceae. The record is from RefSeq and is a predicted model, not a curated record.
AUGGCUUCCACUGAGAUCCUGUCCCAGACGCUGUCGACUAUCACUAGCAUCAAGCUCGACCAGCUCCGGAAGCAAAAGGAGGCGUACGAGACCAAGAAGCAUACACUGCUGCGCGAUGUGGCGCUCGAGACGGACUCGCAGAAGCUCGCCAAGUCCCUGCUCGAGGGCACCGCAAAGCUGCCGUCCAUGGCCGCGAACCCCGGGCUGUCGGCGGCGAACCUAAAGCGCUUCGUCGAGCAGGCCGCCUAUGACCCAUCUGUGUCAGAGGUCUUUCUGCACGACUACGAGGCCGCGCUGCGGAACGAGCUGCAGGUCCAGUCCAACAAGUUCGACUUCGCCACCCUAUACGGCCGCCUUAUCAACGAGUGGAUCGCGUCUGGCAAGGGGUCCGGAGAUGCCACCGAGUACGUCUCCGUCGGCCGCGACGAGUCGCACGAGCAGCAAUCUUCAAAGGACGUCAAACACUCGCUGGAUUCGCUCAGGGACAGCAUGAAGGAGUUCCAGAAGGAGUGGGACGGCCCCGAGCGCCACUUUGAUGACGAGGUCCUCACCAACUGUCUCAAUGGAAUGCUGCGCGUCGACCUCCUAUCUGACGAGAAGCGGGCUACUCUGAGAGGCUUUCUUGGGAACAAGGUGGUGCUCUCCGAGAUUGCCGACGUGCUGAACAUGCGCAUGUCGACCCGGAGCUCCUGGGCCUGGGACGCGCCUCUCGUUGUCUAG